This is a messenger RNA of Patiria miniata (bat star), 2740 nucleotides long. RefSeq names its product G patch domain and ankyrin repeat-containing protein 1-like. Bases 193 to 1329 code for a protein of 378 amino acids. NCBI's taxonomy places the organism in Eukaryota, Metazoa, Echinodermata, Asteroidea, Valvatida, Asterinidae. The transcript has 2 exons. Gene Ontology annotation, molecular function: protein binding; nucleic acid binding. The record is from RefSeq and is a predicted model, not a curated record.
CUUGAUAGCAUUGAAUAAACAGUUGUAAUUUUCCUUCGAAAAUGACUGUCUAUGAUUUAUGAGAGGGGUCUUGUGAUUAAAUGUUUGAUUUUUUGGCUCAUUCAUAAACAUACUGUUCUAAAUAUCUGUCGUCUAGGCCUAUCUUGAAAUCAGACAGACUUUGAGAAAAUGUUCAUGUAAUCUCUUCCAAUCAUGGAUUCUUCAACACCAAGUAUGACUGUUAAUCACCAAAGGUUGAGACUUCCAUUCCAGGGGAUACGAUUCUUGAAAUCCACGUUAAAAGAUGGCAGGUCUUUCGAAGAACAAAGCCCUCAAGAGUUUGCAGGAGAGGGGAGCACUGUUGUCGCUGGAAGAGAGGCUAGGGAUUUUUACGAGAGUGUCAUAUCUAUGAAAUGCUCAGCUGAUACAUCAUGCCCUUCGUCUUCUGGACAGUCCAAUUCCGAAAAAAGUGACCUUCAAUCGUUUCGGGAAAGGAGGAAAACAAGUGCGAGUAAAUCUUCAAGGCCCGCAGGUAGUCAUAGACAAUCUGAACGGGUUCACAUGAGAAAUGUCAAUAAUUUCCUGCGCUAUGCACAGGAGGGUGACGUGAAAGGUUUGUCAUCACUUCUUGAGGAAGGCCUUGUCGGCAUGGAUGUGGUGGAUGGUUUCAACUGGACAGCCUUAAUGUGUGCCAGCUACAACGGCCAUUCAGAUGCUGUACAGUUCCUCCUUAGGAAAUGGGCAUCAUGGGAACGCCAUCGGGACAAGAGCGGCCGAACUGCAUUAGACCUUGCCAAGAUGGCCGGUCAUGUUGACAUCGUCAGGAUGCUACAGGGUCAUCAUCUGACCCCUGAGCAUCAGCAAGAGGAGCGGGCGUCAAGAAAGAAGCAGGAAAAAAGCUUCUGGUGUGAGGUUUGCAAAGUUGAGUUUCGGGAAUCCAGCAGACGUGAGCACCGGUCCUGCACCGUGCAUCUGUUUAACUGCCAGCACAAGCCGCCGUCUACCCUGUACUACAUCCCCGAGAGCAACGUGGGAUUCCAGAUGAUGAUGCAAGAUGGAUGGGACAAGGAGCAAGGACUGGGUCCGGACGGGGCUGGACUCAAGUUCCCCGUCAAGACCGUUCUGAAGCGAGAUCGCAAGGGAUUGGGGGCAGCUGAUAAGAAAGACGAGGCAGCCAAAGCAAGGAUCACGCACUUCAAACCAUAUGACGUCAAGGCUGUGAAGAGACCUGCUCAACCCAAGGAGAAGAAAAUGAGGACUACCACCCUGGAUAAAAAGGCUAGACAAAAGUUGAAGAAGAAUGAACGAAACUGGGAGAGAGACUUCAGACAGUCCUUUAAUAUGUUGUGAUUUGGAAAGAAUAUUUGUUUUCUUUAUGGGUGCGUUCGUUAAGCUCACCCGGGUCGACACGGGUCAGUCCCGUGCCGUUCGAUUAGCUCUGACGUCAUUCUUGGGGCUCACCCGGGUCAGCCGCCACAGACCCUGCUCAUGGAGCAGAAUCGCAGGUGGAAGUAUGUCACGCAUGCUUUGUUCAUUCCCUAGAAACGGACAAAUAUGGCAGCGGGACAGCUGAAAUCUCAAGUGGACUUAAAAGUUAAAUUUAUUUGAAGUCUAAAGGUAAUCAUUUAUUGAGUUUAUUGCGAAUUUUGAGGCUAUAAUGAGUUUUGCAAUUGACUAAAAAACAGUUUAUCUCAAACUAAGACCCAAUCCAAAACGGGCAUUACGUCAAUGGCUAGACCACGGCUAAGGGAAUCACGUGAAAAUCGCGAUGGCCCGCGGUUGAACGUUUGAUUAGCCCAGCUGUCGUGGCCAACCCGUCUGCCAUACCCCAUGUCGACCCGGGUGAGCUAAACCAAUGCACCCAAUGAUUUCUUGCAUUAUGGCUGUUAUACAUGUACAUGUAAAAUUGUCAUUAACUCAUUUUUGAUAGGGUUACCAUCUUAAACAUUAAACAACACCCAACAAAUUUUCCUCUAAGUAAGAGCAGAGCAAAAGCACACCAAUUUUUUUGAAAGAGACUACACAUAUUUAGGACACUGACAAUGUGACCUUGUUGAAAAGUAUGACUGGACAUUUCUUGGAUUUGUGUACUGGGCAAUUCCCCUUAAUUCCUCAUUUUAAUACAAUGCUUGUUUGCUUGGUUGCCUGGUUGAUGUUUGACACCUUCGUACUUUAGGUAUUAUUUUCUAAGUGACUAUUUUUAUGUACAUGUAUAUCAAGUGCCCCUAGGCAUUGGGUUGGAAUUAUCAGUAAAAAAAACCCCACUGAGCGUCAAGCAGGAUUCUAGAACAAAUUGUCUGUGGAGUCAUCAAGAUUUAAGGAUCCUUUUUUUGGUUGUUGCUAAAACGGCUUAAAGAGUAAGGAAAUGGUGUAGAAUGUGGGAAAAUGGUGAACCGAUUCUAUCAGUUUCUUUGGGAAAUAUUUUAAAAUUAUGUCUCUUCCCAUGCUAAUGUCAAAGUGCAUAAUACACAUAUAGACUGGCAAUGAGGUCACUAGUGCACGUCUAUGGCCCCGAGGGACCGUGAGUGACCAGGAAAGAGUCAGAAAAUAGGACCCUCUUCUGGUCACUCACAGGCCCAAGGGGGGCAUGGACGUGCACUAGUGACCGAAUUAUGCCAGUCCAUGUGUGUUUUAUAACUAACCUCUGUCCAAAAUCUAAAUUAUUCUAAAAUGAGAAAAGAAACCUUUCAGGGUUUUAUUAUGAAACUGUUUUAAUUCAACAAUUAACUCAUAAGCAAUUCAGCUGUCGGCAAUUCAACAA